AUGGAGCUGCGUUUUGCCCUCCUGUUGGCGGCUCUCGCUGGCUGCCCGCUUCCUGCCGGGGGCUGUCUCAUAUGUGACCCGGCGGUCGUGGCAGCGCUAAAGUCCUUGGAGAAGGAUUACCUGCCUGGCCACCUGGAUGCGGAGCAUCACAAAAACAUGAUGGAAAGGGUGGAGAAGACCGUGAAAGAUUUCGGGAAACUGCCCUUAAAGGAGGAUUCCUAUGUAGGGGCCGUUGAUGAGGCCACACUGGAAAAGGCGUCCUGGAGUUUGCUGAAGGAUCUGAAACGCAUCACAGACAGCGACGUAAAAGGUGAGCUCUUCGUGAAGGAGCUAUUCUGGAUGUUGCACCUGCAAAAGGAAACCUUUGCCAACUAUGCUGCUCAGUUCCAAAAAGAGGCUUAUUGUCCCAACAAAUGUGGUACGAUGUUGCAGACUCUGAUCUGGUGCAAUAAGUGCGUGAAGGAGGUUCAUGCUUGUAGAAAGUCCUACUUUUGCCAGGAUCGCAAAGUGGAAGUCCAUCGAAUGGAAGACAUGAUCCUGGACUGUGAGCUCAACUGGCAUCACGCCUCCGAAGGCCUCACCGAUUACAGCUUUUACAGGGUUUGGGAGAACAAUUCUGAGACCUUGGUGUCCAAGGGGAAACAGCCCACACUGACCAAGCCCAUGGUGGAUACAGAGGAUGCGGGCAGAUACUACUGCGAACUGGGCACUGUGAGUUCCGGCCCAGCCACGAUCAUCCGUUUUCACGUCAGGGUGUUGCCCAAAAGGGUCGUGGAGGAAAAGCCAUCACCAAACGUCAUAACCCAGGGUGAGGCGACCCCGGGUAUGAUGACCUCUGUACGCCCCGAGUCGUCCACAACCCUCCAGUCUCCGAAGUCCGAGAAUCUGCUGAGUGGCCUUCUGGGAAGGCUGGUGAUCUGGGGCGCUGUCGUGCUGAUAGCCAGCAUUGCCUUCGUGAUAUUCUGCCGAAGGAAGGCGGUAGAUUUCAUCAAGUCUUCACUGUUCCGCAUUGGCGGUGGAGCUGCCAAGCAUCCCCAGGUUUCAAACAAAGAGACCACAGACUCAAGGAGCCAAUAA
This is a messenger RNA of Cynocephalus volans (Philippine flying lemur), 1077 nucleotides long. RefSeq names its product izumo sperm-oocyte fusion 1 (gene IZUMO1). Bases 1 to 1077 code for a protein of 358 amino acids. Gene Ontology annotation, molecular function: protein binding involved in heterotypic cell-cell adhesion; signaling receptor binding. Gene Ontology annotation, cellular component: plasma membrane; acrosomal membrane. The record is from RefSeq and is a predicted model, not a curated record. The transcript is spliced from 9 exons. NCBI's taxonomy places the organism in Eukaryota, Metazoa, Chordata, Mammalia, Dermoptera, Cynocephalidae. Gene Ontology annotation, biological process: fusion of sperm to egg plasma membrane involved in single fertilization; sperm-egg recognition; heterotypic cell-cell adhesion.